GCCUGCUUUAAAAAGUCAACGGGUAGAGACUUCUCUCUGCCUCCAAAGAUGAGCUGCACUUGUUCCGGAAUCUGAUUCGCCAAGGAGGCUGCGGACGCCCCGCCCCCCGGCUCGGCCGCCGCCCCUGAUUGGUCCUUCCCGUCGCCCGUCUUGGGGACAUAGAGAGAGGCACGAGUUGGCCUGUAAGCCUGCGCUGGCUGCUUCUCAGUGUCGGACACGUAGUGGGAAAGAGCAGGUCCCGAUGCACAAGUCACGGCAGCCCUGGGCGGAGAUGAAGGCGGACUCCGACUGGCUCUGAUUUUUCAAAGCCCUUUUCAUUCAGGAGCUUGCUUGCCCAGACAGUCAUCGAUAUGGCAGAUCCAUUAUCCCCGGGACCCAACAUUGCAAAAAUGGCGUCACUUAGCCGGGUCCGAGCUUUGGCGAUGAUUUUCUUAACUGUCACUGGCUGCUGUGUCACCCCGACAAGUGGCAAGGAGGGCUCCGAGGAGACCGUCAUCAUCGGGCUCCGGCUGGAGGACACGGACGACAUUUCCUUCAUGGAUAAAGGCUACCUGCGGGUGAGCGAGCGGUCUCGGGUGAAACUGAGGGUCUACGGGCAGAACAUCAACAACGAGACCUGGUCCAAGAUUGCCUUCACGGAACACGAGCGGAGCCGGGCGGUGGGGGGCUUUGACAGCUCCUCGGGUGAUAACCAGAGCCGGGAGGACUCGUCCGGCUCGCAUCCUUGCGGAAUUAGGACUUCGGAUAUAAUUAUAUUACCCAACAUCAUAUUGAAUCGGAAAACAUCCGGAGUAGUCGAGAUUGAGGUCAAGCCCCUGCGGAAGACCGAGAGGAGUAAAGCGUACUACCUUUGCAUCGCCACCUCCACGCCGGUGGUGGCCGGGUUGCACGACCCGUGGACGGAGAACACCUGGAUCUACCACGACGGGGACGACACCAAAGUGAUCGUGGUGGAGGAGAAAAAGUUCCUGCUGCCUUUCUGGCUCCAGGUCAUCUUCAUCUCCAUGCUGCUGUGCCUGUCCGGCAUGUUCAGCGGCUUGAACCUGGGGCUCAUGGCUCUGGACCCCAUGGAGCUUCAGAUCGUCCAGAACUGCGGCACGGAGAGGGAGAAGAACUACGCCAAGAAGAUCGAGCCGGUCCGGAGCCAGGGGAACUACCUGCUCUGCUCGCUCCUGCUCGGGAACGUGUUGGUGAACACCACGCUGACCAUCCUCUUGGACGACAUCGCCGGCUCUGGGCUCAUCGCGGUGGUCAUGUCCACCAUCGGGAUCGUUAUCUUUGGUGAAAUCGUGCCGCAGGCCAUCUGCUCCAGACACGGCCUGGCCGUGGGGGCAAACACCAUCUUCCUCACCAAGUUCUUCAUGCUGCUCACCUUCCCCGCGUCCUACCCGGUGAGCAAGCUGCUGGAUUACCUGCUCGGACAGGAGAUCGGCACCGUGUACAACAGGGAGAAGCUGCUGGAGAUGCUGCGCGUCACGGACCCCUACAACGACCUGGUGAAGGAGGAGCUGAACAUCAUCCAGGGCGCGCUUGAACUCCGGACUAAAACCGUGGAGGACGUCAUGACGCCGCUGAGAGAUUGCUUCAUGAUGCCAGGGGACACGAUCCUGGACUUCAACACCAUGGCCGAGAUCAUGAGGAGCGGCUACACGCGCAUCCCGGUAUUCGAGGGGGAGAGGUCAAAUAUAGUGGAUCUGCUGUUUGUCAAGGACCUGGCCUUCGUUGACCCGGAUGAUUGCACGCCGCUCAAAACCAUCACAAAGUUUUACAGCCACUCGCUGCAUUUUGUCUUUAAUGACACCAAGCUGGAUGCGAUGCUGGAGGAGUUUAAAAAAGGAACAUCCCACCUGGCCAUAGUUCAGAGGGUGAACAAUGAAGGCGAGGGAGACCCCUUCUAUGAGGUUCUGGGAAUUGUCACCUUGGAGGACGUUAUUGAAGAAAUAAUCAAGUCAGAGAUCCUGGAUGAGACUGACUUAUACACCGACAACAAGACGAAGAAGAAAAUCACCCAUCGGGACAGGAAGCAGGACUUCUCGGCCUUCAAGCCCACCGACAAUGAAAUGAAGGUUAAAAUAUCACCUCAGCUUCUGCUGGCUGCCCUGCGUUUCCUAGCUACAGAGCUGGAGCCGUUCUUUCCGGCGCAGAUGUCAGAAAAGAUCCUGCUGCGAUUACUGAAACUCCCCAACGUCAUCCAGGAGCUGAAAUAUGACGCGAAUAACAAGCGGGCAGCAGAGCACUACCUCUACCACAGGAACAAGCCUGUGGAUUAUUUCAUCCUGAUCCUGCAGGGGAAAGUGGAAGUGGAGGCAGGAAAAGAGGAGAUGAAGUUUGAAGCAGGACCAUUCUCCUUCUACGGGAUGAUGGCUCUGACAGCGCCACCUGUGCCGCUGUCUCUGUCUCGUACAUUCACCGUCAGUAGGGCAGAAUCAUUAGCGGAAUCUCCAGAGAACAAGUCUCCUCCGCGCUCAUUUGGCCUGAACCACUCAGACUCUCUGAACAGGAGUGAUCGCAUUGAGGCCAUCACACCGACGCUGGGCAACAGCAACAACCAGCUCAACUCCUUGCUUCAUAUGUACGUCCCCGAUUAUUCUGUCAGAGCGAGGUCGGACCUGCGGUACAUCAAGGUAACGCGCCAGCAGUACCACAAUGCCGUGAUGGCGUCACGGAUGGACAAGACCCCCCAGUCCACAGACAGUGAGCUCACCAAGAUCGAGCUCACGCUGACGGAGUUCCACGACGGCGUGGAGAUCCCGGCCAUCGUCACCACCACGGCCAGCACCACGAGCACCUCCCCCGCUGUGGCCGUCGCCACGGCCAAUGAGACGUCCCACCUGCUGAACCAGCAGCAGAACUGUGUGGGCCUGAGCCGGAGCAACCACAGCGCCCACAACGAGGGACGCAUGUAGCCCUCAACCUCCCGCUCCGGCCGGUGGAGGCCCUCCACCUUGUCCCCUGGACACGCCUGGAGCAGUGGCGUUAGCUGAAGAGGGAAGGUGGGCGGAGUCAGGGUUCUGCUCCAACCUGAAGCCCCAGUUCAGUCAGUGAGACCUUUCCACUGUAGGGGUCGAAGGCAGCAGCGGGGGACGAUGGGUCGCCAGAAACCCCCCCCGCUGCACUGACAGGACCAGUGAAACCAGUUUUUCAACGGAGGACGACGGAGUGCAGGUCCGCUGGCAACAUAAUGCAAAGCUCGCUGGACUUUCUCCUCAGGCCAAAGACUUUGGUCCCGCCCCCAUCCCGCCAUCCUCCUCCGUCUCGUCCCACUGAAACAAACCCUCCGCUCUGGUGCUUCCUGCAGGGAGGCUCAGGCGACUGCUGGUCCAAUCAGACUCACACACAGAGCGACGGUUCGUCACAGACUGCACCAAAAUAAACCGCUAAACCGAGAACCAAGAAUGUUUUUUUUUCUUGUAUUUAUUUAUUUUAUAAUAUUGUUUGUAUAUAUAUGUACACGUGGAGAAGUGAAAAAUAAACUAAGAGCAUGCAUCCCCAGAACAUGCUACAUAUAUGAACACCCACUCAUGUACAUGAGGAGGUGAGAGUCUUUUACAGAAACACUAUUAGAUCUUAUUAUUUUUACUAUUAUCCUAAAUCAGGCUUACAGUAUCUUUUUCACCUUUUGAAAGGAAAAAAAAAUAAUCACACUAUUGCCUUGGAGAGAAAUUCUAUAAUUAGUUACUUUAACAAAGUGCAAUGAACAAUGAUUUAUUUAAGAUAUGAUUAUAAAAGAAUAUAAUUCAGUGUAUUCUAAGUUGGCAGAUGUAUUUGUAUGUUUGUGCUGUGUGUAUAUUUUUGUUUUUGAGACGUGCUCGCCUGCGUCUCUUCCUCUUUGUCUCCGUCGCAUUUUUGACCUCAAGUGAGGCCUUCACCAGUUACUGCAGCGUAGUUUGGGUGGGGAGGGAGUGAAAGUGCCAACCAACAAAGGUAUCUAUGCAUGUGAGGUUGAAGUGUUUUUAUGCCUUUAGUUCAAUCAAAUGAGAACUGCACAAUAUUAAUGACCUCGUCCUAACACGUCAGAAAGAGCAACCUCGACUUUAAAUGAUGCACAGCUAAUGCUUCUCCACUGUUUUGCUUAUAAAUGUGUCUGUUUUUUUGUUUUUUUGGGGGGGUUUUUUGUUAGUUGAUUUGGACACCAGGCUGUCUCAUUGUUUUGGCUUCCCUUGCAGAUUGUAGUUAAUAACCCAAGCUUAAUAGUUAUUGAGUCGAUCCGAUUUUAAGAUGUUCUUCAACAAUGCUGGCUGCUAUUAAAGAGACAUAUUUAUACAUCGUUCUGAUUUUUACUGAUUGUGUUUAACUUGCAUGAUUGAAACCUAUUUUAAAGGAUAUUCCAGGGAUGGGCAAUUUGAUUAGAGGAUUAUUUUGUAAGUAUUGGCUCCCAACCUCUUGUAAUAACUUAGGUAAAUAAUAACACAAGUCGAAAAGUGUCGGCACAACAACAAACCCGUUCCUGAAGAUGUCUAAAAUAAUUCAGAUUAUUUAGAUUUUCUUAGAAAAUUUAAGAGAUUUUUUAGUUAAGGGUGAAGAUGUGCUAUAAUCAACAAUUCUGCAUGUUUGAGCCUUUUAACAUUGACUGGUGUGAACAUGGGAAGUGACAGAAAAGCAACAAAAUAACUAAAACUGAAUCUCCUCUUGUUCCUGUCUAGCAUUAAGCACAACUAUUAGUGAUCAUGUUGCUUUAAUUCUUAUCGAUAACACUCAUGAUGAAAACUUUUUCAGCCAAGAAUUAGCUUGUUGAAAGCUAAUGAAUUCCUAAUAGCUAUCUUUAGCUAGCUGUGCUAAGGUCCCUUUCUUCCAGAGUCUGUGAACUGUCCAUUUUUAUUUAUUAAGUAACUGUAACUGUUGCAAACUUCAUCUUUAAAGUCAUCCUAAAGCAGCUUCACGGUGUAAAUGCUAGCUUUCUGGCUACAACACCAGAUUUUAAUACCUGCAGCAAACAUCUUCAAAUCCCGUAUGAAAAGUCUGUCAAGCAUUUGGUAGAAUUACAUCUUUCUGUAUGGCUUGUAGAGACUUUAUAUGAGCAUCAAAACGUAGAUGCUAUAAAUGCAUCAGUCAGAGUUUUAUUGAUGAAAAUCUUUUAAGCUUUUAAUUCUCUACAUCAGUCGACAUGAGAGACAUCAGCAUCUGCUAACAUAGUGGAAACAAACACACACACAAGGUAGAUAAAAACUAGAAUAAAAGCAACAUUUCGGGUUUAAUAUGUUUGGAAUCCACCUUUGGACAGAUAUUAAGUCUUUGCCUAUCCCUGGGAUGUUCAGAGAAUUUGUUUUAUUGGAAAAUAUUUACUGGGUUACUUGUUGACAGCUGCUUUAGACAGAACAGUAGUUCCUCUUGGAGGAGAGGCAGGACGAGAAUGAACCAAGAUUAAAUAUUUAUAUUGUACAAAAAGUUGCAUUGUUUAUUUGUUUCAGACAAAAAAACAAAACAAAAACAUCUUCCCAUCUAGCUUAACAAGCAGUUCUGUUCAUGUUUCCCAACAUCUUCUUUAAGAGUAUAUUUGUUUUUGUAGUCUCUUGCCAUGUUUUUUUUUUUUUUUUUGUACUUUACCUCACAGGAAAGAGUUUUAAUGCACUGUGUGCUGGGAAGUAAAAUAACUCUGUGCAGAUAUUAAUGAAAAUAGGAGUUUCCACGCCUGUCCAUUCACAUGUUUUUUGUGUGUGUUUUUCUUAUUUUAUGGCAACAUGAAAAUGUCUCUGACGGCUGAAUUAGUCUCUUUAAAAUGUAAUUCCCGAUAGUAACCACUUGUUGUCGCUGUUUCUCCGUGUUUUUAUAUGAGUGCUUGAUUUGAGUGUGUGAGAAAUCCUGGGAAAUGAGACAAAAUAGUCCACCCAUCGGUUCCGCCACGAAAGGGCGUCCCCUCCAGUUUCGUAACCACACACGGAUCGCGUCUGCUAAGUUUGCAGCUGUGCUCGCUGUUUUUUUUGUGUUUUUUUUUUUGUUGUUUGUUUGUUUUUUACUAUUAUUAUUGCUGUUUACAUGAAAGUGCUCUUACGCAGCAAUCCCACCCUGCUCUGCCGGAACAGUCGCUCCCCUGAGAUAAAACAAUGUUUGACUGCAACAUUUAAACAAGGCUGUGGGUGCCAGUGUCUAACAAAAGAAGCAGCGCAGCAGUUCAAAAAGACAAAUAUAUUAUUUUUAUUUUUUUUUAUGAACGUACAACAGAAAACAGUGUUGGGGCGUCAGCUGUGACGGGGUUUAUAUUAAUACUCCGUAAAGUAGAAAACAUGCAUUCUCCUUUGUUUUAAGCUAACAACUCCAUCCUUUGUGUGAAUGCUGUGAAGGUGUGUUUUUACCUGCUCUGAUUCUUCUACCUGAACACAACAUUCCUGUUGCCUCUUUCAGCUGGUGGUUUAAUAAAAAAGUGAA
Gambusia affinis (western mosquitofish) is the source of this 6363-nucleotide messenger RNA. RefSeq names its product cyclin and CBS domain divalent metal cation transport mediator 2b (gene cnnm2b). Gene Ontology annotation, biological process: magnesium ion homeostasis; transport. The transcript has 8 exons. The coding region runs from base 351 to 2906 and encodes 851 amino acids. Gene Ontology annotation, molecular function: magnesium ion transmembrane transporter activity. Gene Ontology annotation, cellular component: plasma membrane. Lineage: Eukaryota; Metazoa; Chordata; Actinopteri; Cyprinodontiformes; Poeciliidae. The record is from RefSeq and is a predicted model, not a curated record.